This is a messenger RNA of Hirsutella rhossiliensis, 2265 nucleotides long. RefSeq lists its product as uncharacterized. The record is from RefSeq and is a predicted model, not a curated record. The transcript is spliced from 6 exons. Bases 1 to 2265 code for a protein of 754 amino acids. Lineage: Eukaryota; Fungi; Ascomycota; Sordariomycetes; Hypocreales; Ophiocordycipitaceae.
AUGACUACCUUACCUGGUAUAAGUCAGCUCAAAUCUCUCAUCCAGGCCAUCACGGGAGAUACGGACGGAGCACGGAAGACGCAGGAGGAGUUUUUUGAUGCGUGGGAGCACCACCUGGGACAUACCGUCUCGGAACUCGUGGACGCCGUCCCCAUCAUCGGAAAUAUCAAGGGUCUUGUACAUUUCGCCGUAGGAGACUACGAGGGCGGACUACACGCCGAGGAGGCGGCGACUCGCUCGCUGGUCGUCAUGACUGCCGCUGCUGCAGUGGCGGGCACAGGUGGUGCGGCGGCGCCGAUUUUUGCCGGCGUCGUGGCCGGAAUCGCCUCUGAUGGCAUCAUCACAGGCAUCGAAAGCGGCGUUCAUCACAAAUAUGACCCCCAGGGCAUGAUUUCGGUUGGCACCAACAUCGUCAACGAUGUGCGAACCGGCGAGGAAUACAAGCUUGGCGGCGACUUCUUUGACGGCAUCGUCAUUGCUGCCUCGGAUGGGAUAUUGGGCAGCGCCACAGUCAAGGGUACCCCCGUCAAAACGACGAAGAUCUACCGAGUCGAGGGCAAAAGCCUCAUCAGGACCAACAACGGCGCCAAGGUUAACGACUUCUUCGCCGGCGACAACCAGAGGAUCUUUACCCACAAGGGCGUCAUCUACCCGCGCGAGCGGCUUCCGGACCUAAGGCCGCCCGAGGAGUUGGGCGGCAAAGGGGACCCGAAACCUGAUCCAGGCGAUAAUGAGAUCCCGGAUGGUCCCGUAGGUGAGAAACCAGAUCCCAAGACGCCCGAGGAGAAAGGGAAGAAAGGCAAGAACAAGGGCAAAGGUGGUGGCGAUCCGUCCCGAGCACCCUUUGGCAGCAUAGGCUUCGACCCGAGCAUCUUCAAGGAUAACGGCAAGUUCAUCUUCCUCAAUUUUGGCGAGGCCGACCGCAUGUACCAGUACUAUGCACAGAAGCUGGUCGACCACCGCACCUUUGUCGAGCAGUAUCGAGAAAAGUUUACGGCGGAAAAGGGCGCCGCCAGCACGGUGACGAAGGACUCGCACGACAUCCGCGUCAAGUCCUUUGAAGUCUUGACUCGGGACAUUGGGGAUAUCGAAAAGCAAGCGGUCCUGGAAAGCCAAAAGAGCGACGCUGUCAAGGCCAGCCAGUACAAUGGGGUGCUUAAGGUUGACGUCAAGGCCGAUGGCCAGUUCGGGCUGGAGAGCUGGCGAUACACGCCCAUCUUCGAGAAGAUGGUGCCCGGGACGUUUCGCGCCACGACGCCAUGGAUCGCGCAUCUGCCGACGGCCCUGCUCAAACUUAUUCGUGACCACCCGGUGGCGUUCGGCAAGGUGCGGACGUUCAAGUACGCCAAUGCGGCGGGCUCCAUCCUUCUCGGGAACAGUCUGCUCAACCUGACGAGCGACAAUGUGACGAGAGAGGACGUGGCUCCGCAAGCGAUCCUGCACUGCCGGCACGUCAAGGGUGUGGUGAGAGCGCUCGAGGACAACUCGACCGAUUGGAGCGAGCACUACGAAUACCUGGUCAAGUUCGACAAGGACUCGCCCGCCGCAUGGUAUCCGGCCGACUUCAUCGCCGAGGACCUGCGGCAGAACUUUUACGACGCCGCCGCCCGCUCCGCCAAGCCUAUCAGCCGCUUCGAGGGUCGCGACGGGCCCAGGCUCCGCGUGGAGCGGCCAGACGGGAGCGUCGACACCAUUGACGAGACGCAAAUCUUUUGGCGCGAGCAGGAUGACAAGGACGCCAAGGACGACCUGGACCCGCGCGAGCUCGACGCCGUCCUCUACCAUAUCUCGGCCCAGGGCCGUCGCGAUGAAGGCCGCAUUAGCCUUGGCGCCGGCGACCAGCUGCCGCCUCCCGAAACCCGGGGGGAGCCCCCGGCGGUUGAUGGCCGCGGCCAGGGCCUCUACUUUGGCUCCGCCAUCAACCUCGAGGGCGCCGGCGGGGUCACGCCGUGCAAGAUAGUGCUGGACGCGAGCCCACCCUGCAUGGCUCCUCUCGACGGCCGAGAGGUGCCGCACAACGGUACCUACGACUUCCUGCCUUUUAGCAAAGACCGGUUCGAACUGGUACCGUCGGAGGGGGGCACAGUGCCUGACGGCUGCGACCCCGUUGUCGGCGGCUACGAGAAGGACAAGCAAGUCGUCUAUCACGCCCUUGGCCACUUCGACAAGCGCUGGAUCCCGGGCAAGGCCGGCCCCCAGUUUAAAGGAGCAAUGGUCGCCGAAAAGUUGAAGGAGAGGCACGCCCCCAAGUCCCUCAUGCUGUAA